This is a messenger RNA of Vespa crabro (European hornet), 9479 nucleotides long. Its product is annotated as dymeclin. The coding region runs from base 237 to 2276 and encodes 679 amino acids. Lineage: Eukaryota; Metazoa; Arthropoda; Insecta; Hymenoptera; Vespidae. The transcript has 12 exons. Gene Ontology annotation, cellular component: Golgi apparatus. Gene Ontology annotation, biological process: Golgi organization. The record is from RefSeq and is a predicted model, not a curated record.
UCGAGAGUAACUAUAAUAACUUUGAAAAGCGACUUUGAAAUACGAAUAAAAAUACGUAUAUAAUGUUAGAGAAAAUAUUUUCUUGUAUAUAAUAUCUAAGUCGAUUUUAACGGUAACAGCGCAGUGCUCUGUAAGAUAACGAUACUUAAGCAUUCACAGUGCAAAAUAUUUCUCUCAGGUGUUAUGUACGACUCAAUUGCUUUCUUUUUCUAAUUCAAAUUUGAGAAGAAGCAGCAAUGGGUACAACACCAAGCCGUUAUGAGGACUUUUCAAAAAAUGAACAUUUGGAAAAGUUCUGUGGAAAACAAUCAAUUUCUCCUCAUGAUCCGUUUUGGAGCUCAUUCUUAUCUUACAAUAUGCGACCACCUAUAACAAGGAAUGACCAAAUAGAACUUGAUUCUCAAUUAGAUUUAGCUUGCCAACAGUUAUUGAGUAAUAAUCCAACAACAGGCAAUUUUGGUAGCUUGAUUCAAGUUACAUUUAUUCGUAUAAGCGAGUUACUUGCACCAGUGCAGAACCAAAACAUAGUAUCCGCAUGGCAUACAUAUAAUGCAUUAUUUGCUGUAAGAUGUUUUUUAAAAUAUCUUGUGGAAACUGUUGGAGAAGAAGAAAUGAUAAAGCAUAUAGAAGCAUCUGAGAUAUCUACAGGAGGGCAAUCAACAUCCUCGUAUAGAUUAGAAGAUCUUUUCGAAUCAUUAUUAGAACUUAUAACUGAUGUACCUUUAUGUGAAUUCACUUAUAUCGUUCAUUUGGAAGCAAUAAAUUGUCUACUUGUACUUCUUUCCGUACAAUUAUUCUCUCAAACUGCUGCUGAAUACAGUCCUAUCUAUAGAAUAGCAAUGCAUGCACAAAGUAGCGAACAUGCACCGGCUGUAGUAUGUACAUUGUUACAUAACUUUGUACAACAACAACAUGCACCAGCAGGAUUAUUUUCACAACAACCAGGUGGUAGUAUAGUUUUCAGUAUUGCUGCUGGAUUAUGGAAUGUUAUUACAAUGGGCAUGGGUCAUAGCUCAAAGAAUGUACAAGUUUUAAACAAUGGUGCAACGGAAGAAGAAGAAAAAAAACGAGAUACAGAAACCCCUCUUGCUAGUCAAUCUUUAUUAUUGCUAUUAGUUUUAACAAAUCAUUGUACUGCAACGCAAAACCCUUAUAGAAAUGCACUUUUUACUUUUACAGAUAUGCAAGAAGAUUAUUCUCCAUCUCAAAUGGAAGGACACAAUGCGUUCAGAUUUAAUUUAAACAAAUUGUAUAGUACAAUCUGUAAAAUACAAAAUACUGAUGAAGUCACAUUACUGCUUUACAUGUUAUUGCAUAGAAAUCAGAAUGUGAAACACGACAUAAUCAGAAGAUCAGAUAUACAUUUAUUGGUAACACCAAUACUACAAAUAUUAUAUCAUGCACCUAAUAAUACAUCUCAUCACAUUUAUAUGUCGCUUAUAAUUCUUUUAAUCUUGAGUGAAGAUGAAACAUUUAAUAAAAGAAUACAUGAAAUUAUGCUAAAAGGUAUAACUUGGUAUACUGAAAGAUCUAUAAGCGAAAUAUCAUUGGGUGGACUGCUUAUUCUUGUUGUUAUAAGAACAAUACAAUAUAACAUGUUUAAAAUGAGGGAUAAAUACUUGCAUACAAACUGUUUAGCUGCUUUAGCUAAUAUGUCUGCACAAUUUAUGUCAUUGCAUCCCUAUGUUAGUCAAAGAUUAUUAAGCUUAUUUGAAACAGUAGCAAGAAAACAUGCAAGAUUAGAAGCCAAAAUAAAAGCAUUGUCUUCUGUUUCAUCGGAAAGCACGACAAUCAAUAUUAAUGGGACCGUAAGCAAUACAGAUUUAGUACAAGAUUUAACCAUAUUAGAAGAAGUUCUUAGGAUGGUACUCGAAAUUAUAAAUAGUUGUCUUACGCAUAAACUUGCAGAAAAUCCAAAUUUGAUCUACACUCUUCUUUAUACUUUUUGUGAGAAAGAUAUUUUUGAACCGUUCAGAUUGCAUUCAGCAUUUCAAGAUAUUGUGCAAAAUAUAGAUCCUGUUAUAGAUUUCUUCUCAUAUAAGUUAGAACAAAGGGAUCAAUCUCAGCUCGGUGUCAGUCAGGUAUUAGCUAUAAUACAGCAAGGUGUUACCGAAUGGCCUCGUGAUCGUCUAAGAAAAUUUCCGGAACUCAAGUUUAAAUAUGUAGAAGAAGAACAACCAGAAGAAUUCUUUAUUCCUUAUGUAUGGAGUAUUGUCUGUCAAGGAGCUUUAUUACAUUGGAGUGCAGAAAAUAUUAAAUUACAAGCUAGUAUUUAAGCUUGUCUAUGGCAGAUUAAUCAAAUGUGAAAUAUGAAAAAUAGAGUGGAAAAAAGAAAGGAUGAAAAGAAUACUAUGCUGAUAUAAUAAAUUUAAACAUAUAUAAAAUCUAUAUUAACAAAUGUUUAAUAAUAUUUAUAUGUAUGUUUGUAUUUAUGACAGAAAAGUGAAAUCGAAUAGUUUGGAUUUAACUUUACACUUGGCCACUUUCAAUUUCAAUUUUAACCUUCUUUCAUAUUUUAAAAAUGAAAUUAUUUUUGAGUUCUCAUUACUUUGGGUGGCCCCUUUACAGCUAUCCCAAACUUUCACUUUCUGUCUUAUCAAGAAAUUCGGAUAAUAGAUCGAAUAUACAGACAUAUGUAAAGAUAGUAUUAAUCAUUUAUUAAUAUAAAUCUUCGUCGAAGUAAAAUGAAGAUUACGGUUUGAUGAAUUGAAAUGAUAACACCGAAUCGUUUGAAUUUGUGAGAAGUAAUAGAUUUUAUAAAAGAAAAUAUGAAAUUCUCUUUGAAUGCAGAAAUCAUAUCUAUCCUAGUCUUUAAAUUUACGAUUGUAUUGUUAUACGGUUCAAAGAAUGAUUUCUUUUUUUCAUCGAGAUUAGAAAAAUGUUUGAAAUUUUUUAUGAAAAAAGAAAAAAAAAAUUGACGUAGAUAUCUAUGUGCAGAUUUAUUUAUAUGCUUCAAAUUGCCUAGGUAUACGAUUAAUAUAUAUAUAUAUAGAUUACUCAAAUUUAUAAAUAGAUUAUAAUUAUUAAAAUAUUCAUAAAGUAAAACGUAAGAAGGGAGGUAAAUAAUCUUCGGUUAUUGUAUAUAUGUACUGAGACUUCAAUUUUUCAAAAUAUCUUCCUACUUUUAGUUAAAUUAGAUCAUUCCUUACAAUUUUGAUAUAUAUACGUAGAAAUGGAAAUAUUAGAAAAAAUUUCUUUUUUAUUAUACUAAUAUAUUGAUUUGUUAAAGUUUUAUGCUAACACAUCGAACGAAAUGUGAUCUAUGUAAUAUAGCACUUAGCGUUUUUAUUACAUACCUUUAUUACAUAUGCGCAUUGACAUUCAUGGCAGUUGGUAGUAGAGCUUUGUGUAUUGCAGCUGUUUAACAAUGUAGUACAAUUUUAUGUUUAAAAUUGAAGAAUGAUACAAUUUCAUUAUUUUGGUAGGAGUAUUAACUUAUUAGAAAAAAUUUAAUUUUGACAGGAGAUAUUUUGUUAUAUUUAUCGAUGAGUAUUUAAUAUAUUUAAAAAUGCUAAAAUCAACGCAAGAUUUUUCUGCACCUUAUUAAAAAUAUAAAUACAACUCUUGAGAAAUUAAUUGUGAAAGAUAAAAAAUCAUGAUUCAUCAGAAGAUUGUUCAUACUUCAGAAUUAAUAUCACGAGAUGUAUGUAUAGCACACUUUCCAUGAAAAUUUAUAUAUAUAUAUAUAUAUAUAUAUAUAUAUAUAUAUAUAUAUAUAUCUUUAUAAUUGUUUUUAUAAAACAAUUCUAAAAUUUAUCGUGUGUGUAUGUGCAUGUACAUCAAAUAAGUUUUUCAGACACUUAUCGUUGUAAAUACUUACUUCAAGUGCGCGCAAGUGAGAGCUCCUAUAUAUAAACACAUAUAUUUAAUGAAUUAUUUAAUUAAACAGCAAUGUCGCUGCUAAUAUAACAGCAUUUGUGUAGGUACAUGGUUUAUGCUGUCCAUGUUCAAAUAUAAAUGUAAGUUAACAUAUAUACAUAUAUAUAUAUAUAUAAAUAUAUAUAUAUAUAUAUAAAAUAAAAAGUUCUGAUAUUUAUAUACAGAAGUAUGGAAUGUUUCAAUAUAUCCCAGAUAUAUUUUCGCUCGGAAUCAAAAAUUCUUGUACAUAUAAUAUAAAAGAAGUUUAAAGAUAUAUGUAUAUGAGAACAAAAAGGAAAUGAAAAUGAAUGAAAAUAAACUAAUCGCUCUUAUUUGAAUUUCUUGCUUGUAAAAAAAAAAAAAGAAAAAAAAAAAAAGAAAAAAGAAAAACAUUGAAAUUUUUGCCGACGCAUCAGAUAGAAUAUAUAAGUCGAUCUAUAUUUUUCGAAUGUACAUCUUUAUUAAACAAAUACAGUUGACGUCUUAAUAUUAUUUAUAUAAUAUGUCGAUAUAGAUCGUAUUUCAUUUUCCUAGCCUGUGCAGCGUAUAUAUGCGACCGCGCGCGUGUACGUGUGUCAUAUACUAUUGCUAAACAUCUCUUUUGUUUGAGAGAACGAUUUUUUUUUCUGUUGGAGAAUAACAAGGUAAUUUGACGUUUCUGUGCGUCGCGUGCAGACGCGCCGAGUAACUCAGUGUGUCGUACAUUAAAUUAAAAUUCAUAUUUCAUAAACAUUGCUUUCUUAGCCAUAUGUCCACGUCACAACUUGAAACGUGCUUAGCGCAUAGAUAAUAGUAUCAUUACCCAUAAUAAUUAAAUUCCUUAUAGCUGUAUUCUAUAUCGUUACUUAAUCUUAUUAGUUAACACACAAUCAAUCUGCGAUGGGAGGGAAUUUAUUCGGUCCGUAAUAAUAAUCCAAUUACGGCCUAUAUCUAUUAUCAAUAGCUGAUUAAUUAUUAAUUUAUGACAACGUCGCUCUCUUGGAUAAUCUUGAUUCUCCUUCAUCUCUUUUCUCUCUUUUUUUUUUUUGUUCCUUUUUAUUUGUUUCAUUUUCCUUUCUUCUUUUUUUUUUUUAAAUUAUUAUUAUUAUUAUUAUUAAUAUUAUUAUUAUUAUUUUAAUCUUUUCUCUUCUUGUCUUUUUUUUCCCCCCUUGAAAUUUCAAUCGUUAUAAUCGUGUGAAAGGACGCGGCGUGUCAUUUGCUAUAUCAUAUAUUUGUUUUAAAUCCUUUUUUUUAAAUUUUUUUUUCUUUUCUUAUUUUUUUUCCUCAAUUAUUCACGUACAUUCUUACGUGGUGUGUUUCUCGUGUGUAAUGAAUGUAUGUAUGUAUGUAUGUAUGUAUGUAUGUAUGUAUGUAUGUAUGCGUUAUUUAUCCUCACAGAGAGACAAUGAAGCAUACGUAAAACAAGAGAUAACUCUUGUUGAGUGCUUAUUCCGCAAAUGAUAUUCUUAAUAUAGAUAAUAUGUAAUUAUCGAGCUCGUAUUUUAUUUCAUUCGAAAAGAAAUCACCCGUCCUGUAUGUCUCUGUCAUACGUGUUACAUUGUUUUGGUCACAAAUUACACAUCCUCUCAUAGUCACGUGUAAAAUUCAAAACAUUCGGGGACAACCAUUGGAGGUACCGUUACGUGUAAGCAUUAUAGAGAAUAUGUUCAAAUAUUAUAUACGUAAACAUACAUACAUGAGAGAGUGCAUGUGCAUAUGUGUACGUACAUGCUAGCUGCCUACAAAAUACAAUGGUACGUUUUACAAAUCCAUACCUUUUCUCUUUUCUCUUUAUUUAUUUAUUUCUUUUUUGUUUUGUUUUUUGUUUUCUUUCACUUUGUUUAUAUCAUUCAUCUGCAAACGGCGUAGAUAUAUCUUUUUAUGUGUGUAUCUAUAUAUAUAUAUAUAUAUUUAUAUAUAUAUAUUUAUUUAUUUAUAUAUAUAUAUAUUUAUAUUAUAGUAUCAUCUAGUCGGUUUUUGUUCUGCAUAGUUCCCAUUAUUCCCUCAUAAUUAAUAAUUAAGUACAUCUUCAAAGUAGGUGCAUACGCCUUUUUUGUGUGUAGGUUGUAUUGCGUUAUGGCUAUGCUUGGUUUUUUUUUUUUUUUUUUUUUUUUAUGAUUCUUAUAGCUGCUGUUGCUUACGCUGCCGAUUUAAGGAGAACUUACAUUCGAAUACUUUUCAUUUCUUUUCUUUUUUUUUUGUUUUAUGUUAUUUUUGUUUUUAUUCUAUUUUUAUUUUUCCCUUUCCUAAAGCCCUCACCCAUAAUCCCUCCCCCCCCCCCCUUAAUAGUUCAAUAGAUCGAAUGAGAAAAAAAUGCUGAUAAUGCACGUCCGCUUAAGAAUUCCGUCUAUUCUCUCUUUUAUCAUUGAGGACGACAGGCGUCGUCGUUUAGCACGAAUGAGUCUGUUAUUCUAACGCUUUUCGCUUUUAGCUUGAGACAAUAGCAACUUUGUGUGUGCAACGUUUUACCAAUAUUUAUAUAUACCUGUGUUUGUGUAUACAUGUAUAUGUGUGUGUGUGUGUGUGUAAUAAGUUUCUCUUGUAUCAAAGCGUAAAGACGAUUAAAUUCGAUUUAAUAUCGUAAAAAUAUUCACAAUGGACUACUCUUAUAACACUAGAAUUACCAUGUCGACCUAUUUUUGUUCGUAUUCGUCAAUUUGAUGUUUAAGCUUUUUGAGGAAAAAACAAACGAAAAAAAAGGAAAAAAUAUAUUCCUCAUUAUUUUUAAUUUAUUUAUACCUUGACAAUAAUAAGUAAAAUAAAAUAGAUUUCAUAGUUCAUAUACUUGUAUAAUAAUUAUGAUAUAUAUAUAUCUAUAAUAUUAUAUAAUAAUAUUAUAAUAUAUAGUAAUUAUAUAACGAGAAAUCUGAAAUCCAUCAUAUUGACGAACUUGGUACCUCCAGUGUUAAAUUUAUAAACAAAUGAUUUUCUACAAUUUCUCAAAUAAAUUGUAAACAAAGAACUAUUUCUAUAUGUAUAUAACUUAAUUAUUUAACGGAGCAAAGGAUUUCUUCUGAAAUUAUAUAAAAUAGCUAUAUAUUAACACGCUUAGAAAAGUACGAUUAUUUUUUUUCUUUUUUUUUUCUUUUUUUUUUCUUUUUUCUUUUCUUCCUUUUCUUUAUAUCCCAAUACGGUAGAGUGUUCUGUUUCCGUGCAAUUAAUUAAAUAUAAAGGAAUUAUUUGACGGUGAGUUUCGUAGGCAUUUUCACCGAUUGAGACAUGAUUUUUGAAGGAUACAAAAAGCGUGUCUGUCGUAGAUAUAGAUAUUUUUAUAUGGAUAUAUAGAAACGAUCUACCGUAUCGAAAUUUAGGGCAAAAUGCGUACACUUUUAUCACGUAUGUAUGUAUACAUAUACCUAUUCGAGAGAAGAAACAAGUAGCCUUAUAUGUAUAUUCUGUUUGUUUGCUAUGAAAAGCAUUAAUAGAGAUGGCCUUUUAUAUUCCUUUUUUUUUUUCUUUUUUUUUUAUCAUUAUAUUUUUCUUCUUCUUCUUCUUCUUUUUUUUAUAACAUUCUGUAUUUAGAGAAAUGUUCAAAUCGAUCUUCAAAUAGAUCAAUUAUAUGGAAACGAAAGGAUUACAGAAAGUAUGAAAGUAUAUAUUCGUAUAUCUGCGCGUAUGUGUGUAUACAUGUGUGUUCGUUUGCUUGUGUAUGAUUAAAACGUUUACACCGAUCAUUAAAAAACGUAGGAAAAAAAAAGAAGAAAAAAAAGAAGGAAAUAAAAGAAAGGACGUGUAAAAAAAUAUGCAAGAGAAAGAAGGUGUGAGGCAGAGAGAGAAAGAGAAAGAGAUAGACAGAUAGACAGACAGAUAGAUAGAUAGAUAGAUAGAGAGGGAGAGAGAGAGUGAGAGAGAGAGAGAAAAUAAUUAAAAAAAAAAAAUAAAGAAAGAAGAAAAUCUGACAUAUAUAUAUAUAUAUAUGGCAAGUUAACAUCACGAUGUGGCAGAUCCCUUAUGAUUGUAUAAGGAGCUCUUACGAAAAUUUGUUAAAACUUCUGACAAAUCUCUUAUAAAAAUGAUAUGAUAUGCUCGUUGGAAAAAUAAGUUGUUCAUUAUAGUUUCUAUGAAUAUAGAUAUCCGUACACAAAUUUCUCUCUUUUUUUCUCAGUUCUAGAUAAGUUCCGAUCGCGGGUCGUCGGUCAUUUUAUAAUUCUAAAUACAUAAUAAUAAAUACAUACAUAAGAAUCCGUUCAUUACUUCGCAGCGAGUAUAUUAUUAAUGCGCAGUCAUCACGAUUUAUAUUAUUUUCUUCGAAAGUUAAAAUAUCCAUCCCCUCUGCGGAUCAUUGCACAUUUAUUUAAAUAUAAGCAUUUUCUGGCGAGCGAUCCGUAUGAUUGCUAAAGCGCGUCACAACCAUAUAAUAUGUAGUAUGUAGUGCACGUAACAUAUAAUAUUAUGACAUGAUGCACUUUAGUAUAUACACCACGUAAUUGCCAAGAGAAACACGCCUAUUUAUGUUAACAUCUUAAUCGCUAUAUGUCGUAUUUAACAGUAUCAUCUAAAAUACAACAAUCACGGUAGAAUAGCUCCAUUCGAUACGCACAGUUGCGUCUGAUAAAAUCAGUUUGAGUCACUAUUAAAAUAUAGAGUAGAAUUCAAUGUACUACCGUUUAAAAAGGCACAUAAAAACUAGUUGCUCUGCUAAAAGAGAGAAAGAGAGACAGGCAGAGAGAGAAAGAGAGAGAUAUAUAUAUAUAGAGAGAGAGAGAGAGAGAGAGAGAGAAAGAGAGAUUGCACAAUGAUUCUUAAAAAAAUAAAAAACCCCAUUUCUUUCGAGCAUUAAUCGAGUGCGCUGCGCUGCGUUUAGAAUAAAAACAUCUUUUCUGAUCCGUCGCAUCGAAAUCUCACCGCAGAAUAAUGAAUAGAAACAUGUAUGUAUUUUAUAAUUACAUGUGUCCUUUCGUGUGCACAUACUACACAUGUACUUAACUCGUAUAGACCGUAUACGCAGAGAAAAUCGGGGGUGGGGCGCGUAUCUAGUCCAGUACGCAUGCAUAUACAUAUGUAUGUAUACGGAUAUGAUGUUAAUACACAAGUGUACUUAACGGUGAAGCACUAUCAUAAGAUGCGCGGCAAUGUCCUUACUAAUUGUAAGAGCUAAAAGUCGUAUCUGUUGUAUUAUGUCGUUCGGUCGUUCAAACGAUCGGUCGAUCGGUCGAUCGGGAAGGAACAUUGUGCAAAUUAUCCAAGAUUUUUUCCUUUCUUUCCUUCUUCUUUUUCUUUUGUCCUCUUCUUUUCUUACUUUUUUUUUCUUUUUUUCUUUUCUUUCUUUCUUUUUUUUUUUUGUUUUUCGUUAUUAUUCCCCUUUAUUUCUUUUUUAUACUUAAAAAUAAAACGGUAAAUCAGGCAAGUCGAUAAGCUUGCCACGACGUAAUCCGUGAUCGACCGCGAGUCCUGACGGAUCUACGAAUAUCUUAUGAAAAAUUGCCGUUUUUACGAUACACAUAUCUCUUUUUCAAGCAUUUCGAAGAAAGUUUUAUAUGUAGAUAUAGAGGAUACGUUCGUGAGAUCAAAUAUCAACGUGGAUAGCUUAUAUUGAGAAAGAUAGAAAUAGAAAUAGAGAUAGAAAUAGAGAAAAAAAGAAAAGGAGAAAGAGAGAAAGAGAGAAAGAGAGAGAAAGAAUGAGAAAGAGAGAGAAAAAGAGA